CCCUGCACCACUGCAGCCCAUCUGAUUCCAUCAAGCUCAGCGCCGAGCCAAGCUGCCGGGAGUGGAAGUUCCUCCGGUGGAACAUUCUCAAGGUGUGCCAAUCCUGAUUGUCCCUGCACAUCAUCUUUCAGUGGCCUACAGGGCGACUUCUGCUGCAUGUCCUGCCAUGGUGGUGUUCCUUGCCAGAGAAAUGUGCACAAUGCUCCGCAAGCCCCUCCGGCCAACCAGUGCGCUGCCGGGUGUGGUAGACCAAGCUUCAAUGGCCAGGCUGGUCAGUUCUGCGGGCUUACGUGCCGCCAGAAGUUUGCAAAGCCGACGCCUACAGUAAGAGCAUCGCAGCCAAGCAAGCGAGGCCCAGAUGUGCUUGCCAUGGGCGGCAAGGGCCAAACCUUUGAAGCUUGGCAUGGCACCUCCAGGACGAAUGCCUUGCAGAUCAAGAGCUCUGGAUGCUUCCGAGUGGACACCCCUGCAGAUGGCUGUCUUGGCAAAGGCGCCUACUUCGCAGGCAGGCGUAAGGCUGAGCGCUUUGCGCAUGAUUUCGGCCAAGGGCAGCCUGCCUUGGUGAGGUGCAGCAUCACUGUUCAAAAUCCAUGCUACGUGGAUGGUGAUGAUAGGUCGUGGCAAGCAAGGGGAUUUGACAGCUGCCGUGCCACGAGUGCAACGACCAGAUCAACUUCUUUCUAAAAACGUUUGCGUGUCUUGCAAAUGUAGUGCUGUAAACCAUGAUAUCGACGAGCAAUGGAGUCUGGGUCCAUUUUGCAGGCAUUGCUUCGUGAGGUACCUCGAAAUCCUCGAAUCCCGAAUGGUGCAUUGCUUCCAACUCGUGCAUCCAAGUCGUGGAGGUCGUGGAUCUGAGAGGACAGGCACGCCCAGCGAAUUGAGCAGGUCAAAAGACCCUGCAUGAAUAAUGCAAACGCCAGAUAUGUUGACUUUUCUUCUUUGUCACGGGGUUCUGAUGCCAGCUUCUUCACUGCUGUUAUUGCAC
Molecule: messenger RNA, 985 nt
Organism: Durusdinium trenchii
Lineage: Eukaryota; Dinophyceae; Suessiales; Symbiodiniaceae
Source: the annotation of a GenBank genome assembly